Panthera uncia (snow leopard) is the source of this 4616-nucleotide messenger RNA. RefSeq names its product myosin-6. The transcript has 27 exons. Gene Ontology annotation, cellular component: myosin complex. Gene Ontology annotation, molecular function: ATP binding; cytoskeletal motor activity; protein binding. The annotation marks the transcript as partial. Lineage: Eukaryota; Metazoa; Chordata; Mammalia; Carnivora; Felidae. The record is from RefSeq and is a predicted model, not a curated record.
CUGGCCAAGGCAGUGUACGAGAAGAUGUUCAACUGGAUGGUGACACGGAUCAAUGCCACCCUGGAGACCAAGCAGCCACGCCAAUACUUCAUAGGGGUCCUGGACAUCGCCGGCUUCGAGAUCUUCGAUUUCAACAGCUUUGAGCAGCUGUGCAUCAACUUCACCAACGAGAAGCUGCAGCAGUUCUUCAACCACCACAUGUUCGUGCUGGAGCAGGAGGAGUACAAGAAGGAAGGCAUCGAGUGGGAGUUCAUCGACUUUGGCAUGGACCUGCAGGCCUGCAUCGACCUCAUCGAGAAGCCCAUGGGCAUCAUGUCUAUCCUGGAGGAGGAGUGCAUGUUCCCCAAGGCCACUGACAUGACCUUCAAGGCCAAGCUGUAUGACAACCACCUGGGCAAGUCCAACAAUUUCCAGAAGCCACGCAAUGUCAAGGGGAAGCAGGAAGCUCACUUCUCCCUGAUCCACUAUGCUGGCACUGUGGACUACAACAUCCUGGGCUGGCUGGAGAAGAACAAAGACCCACUCAACGAGACAGUGGUGGGCUUGUACCAGAAGUCCUCCCUCAAGCUCAUGGCCACACUCUUCUCCUCAUAUGCUUCUGCUGAUGUUGGGGACAGCAGCAAAGGCAAAGGAGGGAAGAAAAAAGGCUCAUCCUUUCAGACAGUGUCAGCCCUCCACCGGGAGAAUCUGAAUAAGCUUAUGACCAACCUGAGGACCACCCACCCUCACUUUGUGCGCUGCAUCAUCCCCAAUGAAAGGAAGGCUCCGGGGGUGAUGGACAAUCCCCUGGUCAUGCACCAGCUGCGCUGUAACGGUGUGCUGGAGGGUAUCCGCAUCUGCAGGAAGGGCUUCCCCAACCGCAUCCUCUAUGGAGAUUUCCGGCAGAGGUAUCGCAUCCUGAACCCAACGGCCAUCCCUGAGGGCCAAUUCAUUGACAGCAGGAAAGGGGCAGAGAAGCUGCUGGGUUCCCUGGACAUUGACCACAACCAGUACAAGUUCGGCCACACCAAGGUGUUCUUCAAGGCGGGGCUGCUGGGUCUGCUGGAGGAGAUGCGGGACGAGAGGCUGAGCCGCAUCAUCACCCGCAUCCAAGCACAAGCCCGGGGCCAGCUCAUGCGCAUUGAGUUCAAGAAGAUCGUGGAACGCAGGGAUGCCCUAUUGGUAAUCCAGUGGAACAUUCGGGCCUUCAUGGGGGUCAAGAACUGGCCCUGGAUGAAGCUCUACUUCAAGAUCAAGCCACUGCUGAAGAGCGCAGAGACAGAGAAGGAGAUGGCCACCAUGAAGGAGGAGUUUGGGCGCAUCAAAGAGGCACUGGAGAAGUCAGAGGCUCGCCGCAAGGAGCUGGAGGAGAAGAUGGUGUCCCUGCUGCAGGAGAAGAAUGACCUCCAGCUCCAAGUGCAGGCGGAACAAGAUAACCUCAAUGAUGCAGAGGAGCGCUGUGACCAGCUGAUCAAGAACAAGAUCCAGCUGGAGGCCAAGGUGAAGGAGAUGACAGAGAGGCUGGAGGAUGAGGAGGAGAUGAAUGCAGAGCUCACUGCCAAGAAGCGCAAGCUGGAAGAUGAGUGCUCUGAGCUCAAGAAGGACAUUGAUGACCUGGAGCUGACGCUGGCCAAGGUGGAGAAGGAGAAGCAUGCAACAGAGAACAAGGUGAAGAACCUGACAGAGGAAAUGGCUGGGCUAGAUGAGAUCAUCGCCAAGCUGACCAAGGAAAAGAAGGCUCUGCAGGAGGCCCACCAGCAAGCCCUAGAUGACCUUCAGGCUGAGGAGGACAAGGCCAACACACUGACUAAGUCUAAGGUCAAACUGGAGCAGCAGGUGGAUGAUCUGGAGGGAUCCCUGGAGCAGGAGAAGAAGGUUCGUAUGGACCUGGAGCGAGCAAAGCGGAAGCUGGAGGGUGACCUGAAGCUGACCCAGGAAAGCAUCAUGGACCUGGAGAAUGACAAGCAGCAGCUUGAAGAAAAACUCAAGAAGAAGGAGUUUGACAUUAAUCAGCAGAACAGUAAGAUUGAGGAUGAGCAGGCACUGGCCCUUCAGCUGCAGAAGAAACUGAAGGAAAACCAGGCUCGCAUCGAGGAGCUGGAGGAGGAGCUGGAGGCCGAGCGCACCGCCAGGGCCAAGGUGGAGAAGCUGCGCUCAGACCUGUCCCGGGAGCUGGAGGAGAUCAGCGAGCGGCUGGAAGAGGCCGGCGGGGCCACGUCCGUGCAGAUCGAGAUGAACAAGAAGCGCGAGGCCGAGUUCCAGAAGAUGAGGCGGGACCUGGAGGAGGCCACGCUGCAGCACGAGGCCACGGCGGCGGCCCUGCGCAAGAAGCACGCCGACAGCGUGGCCGAGCUGGGCGAGCAGAUCGACAACCUGCAGCGUGUGAAGCAGAAGCUGGAGAAGGAGAAGAGUGAGUUCAAGCUGGAGCUGGAUGAUGUCACCUCCAACAUGGAGCAGAUCAUCAAGGCCAAGGCAAACCUGGAGAAGGUGUCCCGGACACUGGAGGACCAGGCCAAUGAGUACCGUGCAAAGCUGGAAGAGACCCAACGCUCCCUCAAUGACCUCACCACCCAGCGAGCUAAGCUGCAGACUGAAAAUGGGGAGCUGUCUCGGCAGCUGGAUGAGAAGGAGGCACUGAUCUCCCAGCUGACCCGAGGCAAGCUCUCCUAUACCCAGCAGCUGGAGGACCUCAAGAGGCAGCUGGAGGAGGAGGGCAAGGCAAAGAACGCCCUGGCCCAUGCACUGCAGUCAGCCCGACAUGACUGUGACCUGCUGCGGGAGCAGUAUGAGGAGGAGACGGAGGCCAAGGCUGAGUUGCAGCGCGUCCUGUCCAAGGCCAACUCAGAGGUGGCCCAAUGGAGGACCAAGUAUGAGACAGAUGCCAUCCAGAGGACUGAAGAGCUCGAAGAGGCCAAGAAGAAGCUGGCCCAGCGGCUGCAGGAUGCCGAGGAGGCCGUGGAGGCCGUCAACGCCAAGUGCUCAUCCCUGGAGAAGACCAAGCACCGGCUGCAGAAUGAGAUCGAGGACCUGAUGGUGGAUGUGGAGCGCUCCAAUGCAGCCGCCGCAGCCCUGGACAAGAAGCAGAGGAAUUUCGACAAGAUCCUGGCCGAGUGGAAGCAGAAGUAUGAGGAGUCGCAGUCAGAGCUGGAGUCCUCGCAGAAGGAGGCGCGCUCUCUCAGCACAGAGCUCUUCAAGCUCAAGAAUGCCUACGAGGAGUCCCUGGAGCACCUGGAGACCUUCAAGCGGGAGAACAAGAACCUUCAGGAGGAGAUCUCUGACCUGACUGAGCAGCUGGGAGAAGGAGGGAAGAAUGCACAUGAGCUGGAGAAGGUCCGCAAGCAGCUAGAAGUGGAGAAGUUGGAGCUGCAGUCGGCCCUGGAGGAGGCAGAAGCCUCCCUGGAGCAUGAGGAGGGCAAGAUCCUCCGGGCCCAGCUGGAGUUCAACCAGAUCAAGGCAGAGAUCGAGCGGAAGCUGGCAGAGAAGGACGAGGAGAUGGAGCAGGCCAAGCGGAACCACCUGCGGGUGGUGGACUCGCUGCAGACCUCCCUGGAUGCAGAGACACGCAGCCGCAACGAGGCCCUGCGGGUGAAGAAGAAGAUGGAGGGCGACCUCAAUGAGAUGGAGAUCCAGCUGAGCCACGCCAAUCGCAUGGCCGCUGAGGCCCAGAAGCAAGUCAAGGGUCUCCAGAGCUUGCUGAAGGACACCCAGAUCCAGCUGGACGACGCAGUCCGUGCCAACGACGACCUGAAGGAGAAUAUCGCCAUCGUGGAGCGGCGUAACAACCUGCUGCAGGCUGAGCUGGAGGAGCUGCGGGCUGUGGUGGAGCAGACGGAGCGGUCUCGGAAGCUGGCGGAGCAGGAGCUGAUCGAGACCAGCGAGCGGGUGCAGCUGCUGCAUUCCCAGAACACCAGCCUCAUCAACCAAAAGAAAAAGAUGGAGUCAGACCUGUCCCAGCUUCAUACUGAAGUGGAGGAGGCCGUGCAGGAGUGCAGGAACGCCGAGGAGAAGGCCAAGAAGGCCAUCAUGGAUGCUGCCAUGAUGGCAGAGGAGCUGAAGAAGGAGCAGGACACCAGCGCCCACCUGGAGCGCAUGAAGAAGAACAUGGAGCAGACCAUCAAGGACCUGCAGCACAGGCUGGAUGAGGCCGAGCAGAUCGCCCUCAAGGGCGGCAAGAAGCAGCUGCAGAAGCUGGAGGCCCGGGUGCGGGAGCUGGAGAAUGAGCUGGAGGCCGAGCAGAAGCGCAACGCGGAGUCGGUCAAGGGCAUGAGGAAGAGUGAGCGUCGCAUCAAGGAGCUGACCUACCAGACGGAGGAGGACAAGAAGAACCUGCUGCGGCUACAGGACCUGGUGGACAAGCUGCAACUGAAGGUCAAGGCCUACAAGCGCCAGGCAGAGGAGGCAGAGGAGCAGGCCAAUACCAACCUGUCCAAGUUCCGCAAGGUGCAGCACGAGCUGGAUGAAGCAGAGGAGCGGGCGGACAUCGCCGAGUCCCAGGUCAACAAGCUGCGGGCCAAGAGCCGCGACAUCGGCGCCAAGCAAAAACUGCAUGAUGAGGAGUGACACUGCCUCUGGAACUUCAUUCUUGCCAACCUGUAAUAAAGAUGAGUGCCAGACUCUGCCUGCUCCCUGUCCUUUCC